This is a messenger RNA of Notothenia coriiceps (black rockcod), 892 nucleotides long. RefSeq names its product monocyte to macrophage differentiation factor 2-like. Gene Ontology annotation, cellular component: membrane. The record is from RefSeq and is a predicted model, not a curated record. NCBI's taxonomy places the organism in Eukaryota, Metazoa, Chordata, Actinopteri, Perciformes, Nototheniidae. Bases 8 to 376 code for a protein of 122 amino acids. The transcript has 3 exons.
CAGGUUGAUGCUGAGGGAUCUCGGGCCCUGGGUGUGUCACAUACGCUGGCUCAUUUGGGUCAUGGCUUGCGUCGGAUCCAUGUAUGUCUUCCUUUUCCACGAGAGGUACAAGCUGAUAGAGCUGUUGGGAUAUGUGUCCAUGGGGGUGGUUCCCGCGUUGGUCAUACUAUCCAUGGGUGAGCGUUCAGGUGUGUGUGAGCUCGCAGUGGGAGGCGUCUUUUACACGGUGGGUGUGAUCUUCUUCAAGAGCGACGGACUCGUCCCCUUCGCUCACGCCAUCUGGCAUCUCUUUGUCGCUGCUGGAGCCUGCGUUCAUUACUACGCCAUCUGGAGGUACCUGUACUUACCGGGGCCGCCGCUGAAGACCUCCAGGUGACUGGCUGCUCUAUGAGGUCAGCUGAUCUGCAUCAUGUGACUAACUGGGAAAAACAGGACAUUUAAUCCAUGGGAACAUUGUGUUUUGACUCAUGAAGGAAAGAAAUGGUGCUGAGGUGAUCUCAUCAGAUGAAAUUCUCCACAGCUGGGGGACCAAACACUAAAAGACAUUUCUACUCGGGCUGAGCGAUGCGGAGAAAAUCUAAUAUCACAAAAUGUCUGAUCAAAUACCGUGAUAUUGAUAUUCGUACGAUAUUGUAGGGUGAACUAUUGGUGAUUUCACAAAAUACAAGUGGUUGAUAAAUCACUUUUACUAGUGUUGAUGUAAUGCCUUAGUGGUUAAAGGCAGAACAAUCAGAAACUUCAGAGACAUCGCUUCUCUGAAAUGAGGAGGCGUGUGGCGCAGUGGUUGAGUGCGUUGGUGAUCGGAUCAGGGGGAUCAGGGGAGCACAGGUUCAAACCCCACUGCAGUAAGCAUUUCGUUUUGUCCCUGGGCAAGACACUUCACCCCAAAUUG